Messenger RNA from Pyrgilauda ruficollis (rufous-necked snowfinch), 1619 nucleotides. RefSeq names its product protein mono-ADP-ribosyltransferase PARP12-like. Gene Ontology annotation, molecular function: NAD+ poly-ADP-ribosyltransferase activity. The transcript is spliced from 9 exons. The coding region runs from base 648 to 1568 and encodes 306 amino acids. The record is from RefSeq and is a predicted model, not a curated record. NCBI's taxonomy places the organism in Eukaryota, Metazoa, Chordata, Aves, Passeriformes, Passeridae.
CUGGGAAUAAAAAAAAAGUCAAAGAAAUGCCUUCAGCUUAACAAGUUUGCAUUUUAAGACUACUUGACAUGUUGUUAAGCUUUAUGCCUCAGAGCUCUGCUGGGAAAUGCUGUCAGCUUCUGAAAGGCUGGAGGUCAGACUGGAAAGUUCCUAAGCCUUGUCUGAUUAGUGUGGAGAAGAGCAGAGAGGAGGAUCAAACUUCAAGGUGCAGGAACAAAAACACCUGGGAUGGCGCAGAGCUCCGAGGGCUGAUCGAGCCUGUCUUGCAGGGCUCUGUGCAUGGCACACACAGGUUUGUGUGGCUCAAUAUGGCUCUGCUUGCUGCAAACCCCCCACCAGUGCCCAUACAACCUUGGGGAGAGCAGGAUGAACAACACCCACUUCCUGCACUGAGAUUUGGGGGGGCACUUUAGAAGGCAACGUCAGCUGUUGGCUUUCCAAGAAUGAUGUUCAACAGAAGCUGCUCCUUAUAGAAAGGAGAAAGUGCUGAAUAUCCCCAGCCAUUGGAAGGCUAAGAGGAAUUGGUUGUAGGUGCUGUGUCUAUGACAGUGCAGAGUGGAGACUUUGCUGGACAGAGCAAGCAGCCAGGUGCCCAUCAGCUCUUCUGCACUUGUGUUGUCUCCUGACUCAUCUGUCUGCUCCUGAAAAUGGAGUAUGUCUGGUAUUGGCUCGAUGAUUCCAAGCAGUGGAUUGAGUAUGGGAAAGAGCACCCAGGUCACGUCACUGCCACUGUAACAUCUGCAUUUCUGGAGAAUGAAUAUCAAGCUGACAAGAAUGGUGUUAUUUUUUUCAGGGCUGGUUCUCAGCAGUACAAGUUAGACUUUGCAGACAUGGUCCAAACAAACGUGCUCUUUAAAACUAAAAGAAAUGUUAUUCGACUGCCUAACUCUGAAGAUGGACAAGAUGGAAGCCAAAACAUGACUUUAUCACAUCCUGUCUAUCCUCCACAGUGGGACCAAACUGCACUACCUGAUAUUGGGUACAAGUGCUUUAAAAAUUUGCAGUUGAUACAGCUCAGCAAUGAUUCCCAAGAAUAUACAAAAAUCAAGAGGCUGUUUGAGAAGACAAUGAAAAAUUACUGCAUCAAACAACUGCAGAGGAUUCAGAACCCAACACUUUGGGACAUUUUUCAGUGGCAAAAAGAAAAGAUGAAGAAGCUCCAUCAAUUGAAAGGAGUGAAUGAGAGGCUCCUAUUCCAUGGCACAAGUCCAUCCCAUGUGUCUGCCAUCUGUGAGCAGAACUUUGACUGGAGACUCUGUGGGACUCAUGGGACAAUGUAUGGAAAAGGAAGCUACUUUGCCAGAGAUGCCAGCUAUUCCCAUGAGUACUGCUCCUCUCUCAGUGGGCGCUACAGCAUGUUCGUAGCUCAGGUUCUUGCUGGAGACUUUGUGCGGGGGAACCCUGAGUACUGCCGCCCUCCACCCAGAGACAAAAAUUCAAACAGACUUUAUGACAGCUGCGUGGAUGACCCAACAGACCCUUCCAUCUUUGUCAUCUUUGAGAAGCAACAAAUUUACCCUGCCUAUAUUUUGGAAUACAGCCUUGAGACCAGCUGUGUGGUCCUGUAAUGAAUGGUGGAAUGUCUUUUGAAUUCACACUGAAUAAAUUACUCUUCAGUA